Molecule: messenger RNA, 1438 nt
Organism: Amblyraja radiata (thorny skate)
Lineage: Eukaryota; Metazoa; Chordata; Chondrichthyes; Rajiformes; Rajidae
Product: chitin synthase-like
Exons: 4
Source: RefSeq, a predicted model, not a curated record
GUCAAUCAAUUCCACGAUGUUUACAUCCUGAAGAAAUGCUUCUCCUCACUUACAUCUGAUGGGAAAUCGAUUGAAGUUUGAAUGAUCGGCUGAGAACAUGGACAAUUCCACUGGAUGCAAAGAAAAACUUAAUUCUACUUGGGAUUCAUUUAAGCUCCAUAAAGUCCGGGAUGAAGAGGAAAGUCAAACGACGUUGAUGGGAGUAGUGAAGUUCCUUUGCUGGUUGAUUAUUGGACUCCUCGUUCUGGGUCUUGCCUUCCUCAGCAGGGCUUCUCUUUUGCUGCUAAUUUCGGCCACAGGCGAUGGUUCUGUCCAGUUUGUCAACAAGCCCUUCAGUCACCUAAUCCUUGGCUGCGUUUUGAUCAUUCCCAGCAUCUUGACCGCCGCAAAAUGCCUGUGGAAACACUCACUCCGCCCCGAGCCAAUGCUCGCCGCAAGCAGCCUGAUAACGGUGUGCCUGCUGGAAGCAGUUGCAUCCUUUGGUACGGCAUCGCUGGUUGUCAUCUGCCUUCCCCAAUAUGACAUCCUGACAAUGGUGUUCAUUUCCAACAGUAUUUGUCUCAUCCCAUCCAUACUACAAGUGAUCUCUCUGAACAUCAGCCAUGGCUUCAAAGUUGCAGCACCUCUGGCCGGGCUUCUCCUUCUCUUGGGCGGCUAUAGUCUCUUUCUCUUUGUCCAGAUGUUUUACCUGAGGAGACACGAUGGGAUGUCCUUGGGUCUUGUCAUUUUAUUCUCAGUUUUAACUUCCCUAACCUGGUGGGAGAACUUCAUCUCCAACUGGAAGCAUCCAGUAUUUAGACGUCUGAGAUCUGACGUGGAUAAAUGCAGGAACGUGAUGAGCCUGUGCAUAAGUGUAGUGAGAACUCUUGUUACUGCCUGUGUUGUGGGAGCUUUGAUUCCUCUUCGGGGGCUGGAGUGGGCAACUAUCACUGACGUUGCAUCCCAUGAACUCAGAAUAAUCCUGGGCCUUCUGGGGGUGCAGGCGGGGGCAUCGGUCUUGUGUUCCUGGUUUGGGGGCGUUGCAUGUAAGAUCCACGCUGUGAAGCGAAGCUUUGGUCUCCCUUUGAUCCUCAUUACUCCCGUGGUGCUGGCUGCUUUCCUGUUAGUGUUUAGUGUUCAUUACAAUGAGUUUCUGCAGACAAACAACGGUUUGAAUCUCUCAGAUUUCUGUGCCAGUUCCAUUGGUGUUGAUAAUAAUACACCUCGUGUGGAGGUCCUGUAUUCAGAAAUCAUUCGCAGCAUCUGCAACCUGGGAGAUAUAGUCAAUGUGCUCAGUGUGAGUUUAGUGGGAGCUGCUGGGGUGUGCUGGUGGGUUGGACUCAUCCUCACAACAAUCUACGUGUGGACCCAGAACGUCAACAGAAUACAGCGGACGUCAGAGACCUUUGUUCGGAGAAUGUACGAAGCUGCCUUCUUGGAACAAUCCAUGCUGCUGAAU